Messenger RNA from Trichomycterus rosablanca, 6218 nucleotides. RefSeq names its product TopBP1-interacting, checkpoint, and replication regulator (gene ticrr). Gene Ontology annotation, cellular component: nucleus. Gene Ontology annotation, biological process: response to ionizing radiation; mitotic DNA replication checkpoint signaling; mitotic G2 DNA damage checkpoint signaling. NCBI's taxonomy places the organism in Eukaryota, Metazoa, Chordata, Actinopteri, Siluriformes, Trichomycteridae. The transcript is spliced from 22 exons. The record is from RefSeq and is a predicted model, not a curated record. Gene Ontology annotation, molecular function: chromatin binding.
AUGGCCUCUUAUAAUGCAGUUUUCGCAAUCGAUGUGGACUAUCGAUCAGAAGACCUGAACUUCUCCACUGAACUUUACCAGAAUUACUUGAAGCAGUGGAUACUGCGAGUUCUGCUCGCACUGGGCAGCAAGUAUGGAUUUGAGAAAAUUAGAUGGGGUUACAGGUUCUUUCAUUCCAGAUCUGUUAAAAGCGCCGGUCUUAUAACAAGAGCAACACAUUUUAAAGAACUUCAAGAGAAAGCAUUCAGUGAGUUUGAGGGGGAGUUACAGCUUAAAGUUUGUGCUAAUAAAGAGUCCACUAAUGAGGAGCACACACUUCAGUCAAGUCCAGCCACCUGUGUGCAGAAUACACUCAAGGAGAUUCUUUUAGACUUUCAAUGGGACAGACCAGACAUAACAUCUCCUACUAAACUCACCUUGCGGCCAAGGAGAUCCAGCAGGACAACAACAAAUAUUUCUCUGGCUGAAGAUGACUUUUCAUGUCAGGACAAAAAUCUCUUGUUUGUGGUCUCCAAAUGUCCACAUUCCAGUGGACAGUUGGGUGAGUUUUUGCAGCUGCGCAAUGGUGAAGUUGAAAAUCACAAGGACUUAUCUGAGCUUGUGUUGCCAAAACGUCUAACGAACAUGAUAGUACAUCGGAAAGUGCUCCUUUACUGGGUUGAUUGCAGCCAUUGCAAGGUUAAUGUGGGUGAUGACUACACUGGAUUAAAGACCAUAAUGGGGGCGCUGCACCAUGUGGCUGGAAAAGUGAUUCCCAUGCUUACCCCUGGUUUGACCCAAAGUUAUAAGGAACCUGACCCGAACACUUUAGGUAACAACGGAUUACUCGCCUUUCCAUCUGGCUCGAGUACUGGCUGCAUUCUGUCCUCUGAAAAGACUUACAAUCGAGUCUUUCCGCCUCUUAUUGGAACACUUGGCUGGGCCACAGGUGAGAACAGACAGACGUGCAGUGUUUUGCUGGAGUCUGUCUCAUGCAGACAGAGGAGUCUGGGUGCUCCUGUAGAGGUGACUCUUCAAAGUGUGCUGUACGGCCUGGAUACCCGCUCUCUUACUCAAUACGCACCAGAGUGCUGGGUCCUGUCUUACUCACAUAAAUCAGAGCAGAAUCAAGCUGUUUUUGAGUGCCUUUUAAAUGAACUCUUCGUUAAUACUUCUGUCAUGCUAGCAGAGGUCAGUGAAGGAGGUCUUGUCCACUCUGCAGUUUUGUCAGUAUUGUCCUCUCAUAUGGCUCUUCUGACAGUUCUCCAGCCUUUGAAAACUGAGGGCAAGGAGGUGCUGAGUGCAAACCUUGUUUCCUCAGAAACUGCAGACAUGACUGACUGUACAGACCUGCCUGACAUAGUCUGUAGUGUUCUUAAUGCUGUUAUAAAGGAUGAGGAUAGCUCAGAGUCAUUUAAUCAGCAUCAAAUUCCUGAAUGGGCAAAUCAAGAUCUUCAGCAGUGGCCUAAUAUGACAGAUUUUACAGAGUGCUGGUUUCCUUUAUCUGACCAAUCUGGAAUUAGCAGCCAUCUGAUGGAGUCAAUGAGGCUUUUACAUGCUGCACCAGAGAAACAAGAACAAAAUGAAGAACAUGCCCAGCUGGAGCUGACCCACAGCUUAGUGGAGCUAUAUCAGAACAAAACUGGACCUAACAGCAGCCUGAAAGGCAAAAAACGUGCACAGCGUACACCAGUUCGCCAGAAAAUGAAGACCAUGAGUCGUUCCUUGCAGAUGUUGAAUGUUGCUCGCUUCAAUGUGAAGGCACAGAAGGGUCAGACAGAAACAGAUUCUUCCAGCAGUACCAAGGAAACUGAGAAGCGGGGUAGGAGCUGUUUAGAUGAAAGGACUAAAGCUGGUCCUAUGCACUUUAAAAAUGAAGAGGAACUGCUGUCUCAUUUGAAACUGCGAUAUCAGCAGGCUGUUGAGGACAGAAGUGUGACUCUAAUUAAUCAGGUCCAGGAUCUGCUCUCAGUGGUGAAAACCUUCAUCAGCAAUAACACUGAGGCUUCAUUCUUGGAUUUCAUCAAGAAGAAUCUCUUAAAAAGUGCUCAGUCCAUUCGGCAGCUUUACGGAAGUGUUUCUGACACUGAAAGUAAAAUCAAGGAUUGUCAGUUACAAGUAGUUCUCAGACUUGAGCUGUGCAGGCCACCAUUUUCAGAUCAUCAAGACCAUGUGGAGCAAAUGGUGGAAGAGGUGGCUGGAAUGCUGCGGAUAAUAUCUUUGACAAAUGAUCCUGUUUACUUGUCGAAGUUCAUGCAGGAAGAGGUCAUGCCACUGUACCUAAACAGCAUUCCUAAGAUCCUGGCAGACACCUAUCACAGUCUCGGCACUCAGCUGCCUGAGGUUCUUGUUGCUGUUCUGCCUUCUGACUUUUUUAGUGAUGACUCCAUGGCAAAAGAUAGUGUUUCUGUAAGCCCUGCAUCACUCUCAGCCACGCAGAGCUUGGCCUCUAGUGUUGGAGAUCGACUUGAAGAGUUGCGCAAUCGCUCUGCUAAGAAGAGGAGGUGAGAAUUACAUCUCACUCGUCAUAAAAGCAUGACAGAGGCUCCACAAACCCGCCGGCAAAUAGAGAUGCCUAGGAAAUCUACAAGACAGGCAAAGCCCAAGUGUGUUCCUGUAGAAAAAUUAAAUGUAGUCAGCCAGCCGACACAAAAACAAGCAGUUCAAGAGGUGACAAAGGUGCGCAGAAACCUCUUCAAUCAGGAGAACAUGACACCCUCAAAGAAAUCCAAAAUGCCUCGAAGUCAGUCGGUAUCAGCCGUGGAGGGAGUAAAGAAACGAAAACGGAUACAAAUAGAAGAUGAACACACUGCUCUGCUAACAAAAAAAGUAUCUGAGACACCCCUGCAUAAGCAAGUAUCAAAUCGUCUACUACAUAGACAAAGGACUGGCAGGAGGUCUGGUGAAAGUGAUCUGGUCAUCGUUGAGGAGUCUCCAGUCAAACCUGCUAUCGAUUUACGGAGGAGUCCUAGAAUCAAAAAACUUGCCAGAAGACAUUCCAGUGUCUUUUACUCAAGCUCACAACCACGGUCUAGAAAUUUGGAUAGGGCCUUGUCCUCCUCACAGCUUCCCGCCUCUGAGGGUAAAGGUGGUAUUAAUAUUCGGGCCGUAAAAUCACCAGUGAGACUUCUUUUCGGUGCUGCUGAGUCACCUGGGCGACCAACCACAUCCACUUUAAGGACACAAAAUGCUGAAGCUGCGUCCACAGAUUAUGUUUUUGAGGACUACAAUAAAAGUCAGAGAAAAUCUCCAUAUAAACAACUUGGUAACAGAACUCCCAGGACCCCAAGUUCUUCUUGCAAGGCUCAAAAUUCUCCUUUCUCUAAGAGCCCAGGCCAUGCUGUUGGGGAGAACGGCAUGACCCUGAGAGGGAGUCCUUUCAGAGCUCUAGCUACAAAAAGUUUUGUGCUGGAAACACCGAAGAAAAGCCCAUUAAAAGGUAUUCUUAGAACUCCAGUGAAGAGCCCCAAUAUGAGAACACCUAAGAAGAGUGUCACUUGGUCUCCAUCUCCAAAGAAACAUCUUUCAGAAAAUGCAUUCAAGGUUCCAGAGUCUCCCCAGAUCUCCAAUAGAUAUUCCCCUAGAUUGAUGUCACCAGGCAAGUUGGGCAAAGAUGAAAUUGAACUUUUUAAAACUCCUGAGAAAUCAAGCCAACAAAAAAGCAAAGCAUCUCCUGAAACAGUCACAGGUAUAUGUCAAAAUAACUGGUCUUCUUCUCCAUGGAAGCAUCUGUCUGACAAACCAUUUAAGGUUCCAGAUUCUCCACAAACCCCUAAAAGAUUUUCCCCAAGGUUGAUGACACCAGACAAGCUUUGCAGAGAUCAGUUUGCUAAAACCCCUGAAAAAUCAAACCACCAAAAAAGCAGAAUGUCCCCUAAAACACCACAAAGAGCAUCUGAAAUUAGAGGACGUGUUGAUCUUGAGGAGCCUAAAUUGGGUUCAGAAAAGAUAAGAAGAAACUUACAUUUACAGAAGAGCCAUCCAAAAAAUCCUGAAAUGCUUUCUGUUGAUGCUUCAUCACCACAAACACCAGAAUUAAAAACACCCAGCAAGAACUCUGGAUCCCCACACAUGUGUACUCGUUCUGGAAAGACACCUAUUAAACGCUCUUCUGCCCUAUCCAGCAACUUUUCCCCCAGUAAAGGUAUGGGUUCAUCUAUGAAAGUGAAGUCCCCAGAAACACCUUUAGGUUCUCUUCCUUUGGGCAGUCAUCCAUCUGUUGGCACAAACUAUCCCAGGACUUCAUUAAAGCAGAUUAAGAAUAAUCAGACACGAGAUGGUGAGUCUUUUACAACAAAUGUUAUUUAUGGACAGAAUGAAUCUCUUCAGGAAACAAUGGAGGAGGGAUCAUCCUCAGAUACCCAACACUUUGACUCAUCGCAGUUCAGCGGUACAACCACGGAGGAGAGCAUUGAUAUUGCAGAGGCCUCUGUAGUAAAAACUGAAUUAACUGGUGGUAUUAAAAUGAAUAUCUCUUUCUCAAGGAAACCAUCUAAAUCAAGUGAGGUUUUUGAGUUUACAGGCACACAAGCACACCCAGGCGAAACUACACAAGAGCGGAGAUAUGGUUUCCGCCAGACCCCAGAUCGGCAACAAAGAAGGGCAGCAGCACGUCUUGGUUAUUCUGCUGGUCUGCCAGUGUUCUCCACUCCAAGAGCCUCAAGAACACCUGCAGAUAAAAAGAAGCAGCAGUCUGUCAAGCCAAAUCCUCUUACUUAUGAAGUCGAAUUGGAAAUGCAGGCAUCUGGAUUGCCUAAGCUUAAGUUCAAGCGUACUGACUCUUUUAAUUCAAAUGAGGCAUCAGAGUGUGCAGCAAAAGUUCUAGCUUUACAAACAAACGCUAAGGCAUCAGGAGUUAAUAGCCCACUUGCACAUUGUUACAAACACAAGGAACCUAGCUGCAUAUCCCCAUCUCACUGUACUCAUGAAACACCUGGAAUGGGAGGUUUUCAGACAUUCAUAUGCCAGGCAAUUACUCCUACAAGGCCUCUUACCAAUAGCCCAUCACCUGUGGCUCCUGGGGAACCUUGGACUCCAUCUCCUAGGAGCUUAGGUAGGUUAACCCCAGAAAACUUUAGUAAGUGGCCUCGCAAAAAAAGGGCAAAAACCUGUUUGUUGCCUACCAAGGAAAGUGCCAUCAAGGAAAAGACUGGGCUCCUGGAAGACCCAGACCUUGAGGGUGUGUACAGACUACAGGGGACAGAGGAACUCAAGGAGUCAGUGACUGGUUCUGCUUGGAAAUACACAUUAGCGAUGCCAUCAAAGCUUUGCCCGUCAGAAGAAAUGGACUGUUUAGAAUCUGUGGUGCCACAAUGUAACCAAAGAGACAAUGACAGAUGUGAUGAAUUGUCAUGGAUAAGUGCAACCGGAUCACUUGGUUCAGCGGUUACCCCUCCACCCUCCAAAGUUAGAAAGCCAGUGUCUGCCAGUGGAAUUUUUGCUCUCACCCAGUCGCCCCUUUUAUACAAGGGAAAGAAAGUCACUCUUACCAAGGAAACCACACAAUCUAAUGAACCGAGUGGACUCUCAGGACAGGAGUUUGGUGAUAAGAGUUUGGUCACCUUCGAUGUUUCACCUUUUAGUCAACCACAGAGACACCAGCGCUCUGGUAGGACAUACAGCCGAAAGAGACUACUGGACUCUUGACAUUUUAGUAAAGCUGUUUAAUAAUGAGCGUAUUAUAUUUAUGUGUUUUGGUCUUAUCUGUACUUGUCAUGCUUGUUUGUUUUAUUCAUGUGAUUUGAUGGUUUUGGUUUUUCCUCAUGUGUGGUAAGUCUUGUUUUUACUGUUUUUUAAACAUCUGUUUACAUCAGAUUUUUGUCUGGUAACAGCUAAUAAAGCUUUAACAUUUCACAGUUUAAUAUUAUCCUUCUAUUUAUCUUUACAACUAAAGACGAAUCAUCUCUAUUUUCCUGUGUUUGUAAAUUUAAAAAAUAAAUAAAGUCUGAGUAGCUUGUGAUGUAGCAUUAAGGAGACAUUAAUGUAAUAGCCUAUUAAUGUAACAAAAUUACUUCAUGUAAAUAUUGAUGCUGAUUACUUCUGCAUACUACAAAUACUGUAUAUAUGAUGUAAGGCUAUUAAGGUAAAAUAUUUUAAUGCGUACUUUUUGCCCUUAGUAGUUAGAAGGAAAACUUGUUAAACCAAACCUUCGGACACAUUGCAUUGUACUGUCAUGUGAAUUAAGUCUAAAUGUGAAACAAAUUAUUUUAAUAAAGAUAUCAGUGUUCUGCUUUAUUUCA